Dujonia railenensis is the source of this 345-nucleotide messenger RNA. The record is from the annotation of a GenBank genome assembly. Lineage: Eukaryota; Fungi; Ascomycota; Pichiomycetes; Serinales; Debaryomycetaceae.
AUGUUUAAAGCCGUCGAACAGCUCUACGAACGUAUGAAUGCCGGAGACUUAAGUAAUUUUGUUCCUCUUUUCACCGAGAACUUUUCAAGUCAGAGAGUCGGGUUUCCUAAAAGAAUUGGAAGAAAGCAAUGGAUGGAAGAAUCCUUUAUUCCUUUCCUCACUUCCUGUCCAAACAUCAAGUUUGAGAUCUUAAAGACCAUUAACGGGGAGUCUGAAACCUGGGUAUGGAGUAAGAUUAGUGGCCUUCCUGGUGAUCAGUCUAAGAUGAGUGUUGAUAUUUACAGAAUUGAAGAUGGAAAGAUUGCUGAGCAUUGGGAUAUCCAACAAGAUAUUGCAAAGGAAUAA